Messenger RNA from Ictalurus furcatus (blue catfish), 4003 nucleotides. RefSeq names its product ubiquitin-conjugating enzyme E2 B. The transcript is spliced from 6 exons. The record is from RefSeq and is a predicted model, not a curated record. Lineage: Eukaryota; Metazoa; Chordata; Actinopteri; Siluriformes; Ictaluridae. Bases 2058 to 2417 code for a protein of 119 amino acids. Gene Ontology annotation, biological process: DNA repair; protein polyubiquitination; proteasome-mediated ubiquitin-dependent protein catabolic process. Gene Ontology annotation, molecular function: ubiquitin conjugating enzyme activity. Gene Ontology annotation, cellular component: HULC complex.
CACGGAGCAGACGUCAAAAAUCAUAAGUUGCGAUAGUAAGUGAGCUUUCUUCGUGGAACCGAAAUGGACCAAUAUUAACCAGACUUGUUAAAAUAAAGCUGGGGUUUUUUUGUUUGUUUGUUUGUUUGUUUGUUUUUCUGUUGUUGCGUUAUCUCGCUUCGUAUAACACCCCUUCCUCCUUCCUGGCGGAGGGAUCCAUGACGUCACUUGUUGUUUGGAAGAAAGAAACACGGUACCUAGACCUGAAUCUGUCCUUUUAUCACUCCUACACAUUUUAUGACUAAAUAAAAUCGAACCAUGUCUACCCCUGCAAGGAGGCGCUUGAUGAGAGACUUCAAAAGGUAUCUUAAAUACAUUUCAGACUACUGUUUUGUUUUUUUUCUUUCUGGUUGUUAUCGAUUUAAAACUGCGAGAUAGCCUGUUAAACAUGCCGUCUGCUCGAUUCUUGGCUUCUUAGCUGUGAAGCUAACUAGUGUAACGUGUGUGUUCUGAUUCUCGUGUUUAUCUGGGGUUUCUUUCUGUUUUUUAGGUAGCCAAAAAUGUGCCGUGUCAGCGGAAGGAUUAGCAAGCUAUAUAUAGGUAGCUAGGUAGUGUAAGUGAAAUAAACUGAAUAAUAAUCUGAACAAACCAGCGCUGCUCUGCUUAAUGGUAAACUAGUAAAGUAAACUAGUGUAAUAUACACAUAUAUUAGUCUCAGUGUUAUCCUGUUGAAAUUAGAAAUGGCCAUUAUUUGAGUGAAAAUAAGUGUAAAUUCGUUUUUAUUUCAUCACCCGUGAACGCCAUGGGCGGUGACGAUCACCUGGAUACCUUCUUGGGCUCGUGCGCAUGCAUGCCGGGACCUUCAAUAAAAUUAGGGCUGUAUGACGUGUAUUUUGGAUAUCAGUGCCGGUGUCACUUGCCUCCUACACAUGCUGGACUUCAUGUGCAUUUUGGGUCUGGGGUUAGUGGCGACUUGCUUGAGGUGGGUUCUCACUAGUGGUUGGGACAGUAUGGUAGGUUCCUCCACAAGUACAUCUGUUGUCUCAAAUGGAUGGAGAGAUUUGGCACCCUUGUGCAGUUUACCUGCGCCUGUGGGUUCGGCCCCUCAAAGGGAAGUGCAGGUAGAGCAGUCCAGGAAACACUCCUGAAUGUAAGAGACCCCCGUACACAAACGUCUGUGGAUGGUGUGCAGUCCAGCUAUUAUAUGCAGUGCACUGCCUGGUUCCUAGAGUACUAGCCUAACUGUAAAGCCUGCUAGACAGAAGAAAGUCCCCAUAUAUGCUAAAGGUGUAUAUGGAAGCCACUGCAGUAUGACACAGCACUGUGGAUGGCGUCUUGCUGAAUGUUCCUUAUAAGUACCUUAUAGUGUACUUAUGCAUCGGGCAUUGUGUGCCGUUCAGUGUUUUGCCGCCUGACUUUGCCUUUUAUUUCACAUCGUUAUUCUCCGAGUUAUGGAUCUAGUUCCGUUUUCUCGUUUGUGUAUUUUGGAUUAUCCCUGCGUUUGCUGAUCGCCUGACCCGUGCCUGUGUUCAGUUUACUGAUUUGGAUUCACGAUUUGGAUUUUGUCUGCCUGCCUCUGAAAUAUAACGCUUAAACGGCAUCUUCAUCUGUCUCUACUCGCCGAACAUGACACGGUGACAUGCGUUCUUAUGAAAAAAUUUGGUCAUGUCCAUAUAUUGAACGAUAAGUCGAUAACGUGAUUGUCGUGACGGGUCAAGAUGUUUGUCGUCAUGCAGAGUUCCACGUUUGGUUGAAAACCAAACACAGUGUAUCACCACAAGCACCUCAUACCAACCGUGAAACGUGGUGGUGGAGGGGUGAUGAUUUGUACUUGUUUUUCAGCCACAGGACCUGGGAAACUUGCAGUCACUGAGGCAACAAUGAACUCAACUUCAUACCAGAAUAUUCUUGAGACUAAUAUGAGGUCAUCUGUCCAGCAGCUUAAGCUGGGCCAAAAUUGGGUCAUGUGACAGGACAGUGAUCCCCAGGACACCAGCAAAUUGACAUCUGAAAGUUUCUGAAUACUUCAAGAAGACCCACCAACUGGUGUGAGUGGUGCUCCCUCAGAAAACAAUAUCAUGUUGUGGAAUGCCGUUAUUUUUGGACCUGUAGGAACGCCGUUUGAGGAUGGAACGUUUAAACUCGUGAUAGAAUUUUCAGAAGAAUAUCCAAAUAAGCCUCCUACAGUUCGAUUUAUCUCCAGAAUGUUCCACCCAAAUGUUUAUGCAGAUGGCAGUAUAUGUUUAGACAUUCUUCAGAAUCGCUGGAGUCCUACAUAUGAUGUAUCCUCAAUUCUGACAUCUAUCCAGUCCUUGCUGGAUGAGCCUAACCCCAACAGCCCAGCCAACAGCCAGGCGGCACAACUCUAUCAAGAAAACAAGCGGGAGUAUGAGAAGAGGGUUUCUGCCAUUGUGGAGCAAAGCUGGGCCGACUCCUAAUGCUCAUAAUUCAUGUGCUCCAGUGCCAUUUAUCAGGUUUUCAAUCUCUCAUUUUACAUAUCUCGGACACACACAUGAAAGAAACUGGUCCGCUGCAAGUGGAGAUCCAAUCUGUAAGGAUUCCUUUACCAACAUUUUUGAAAUGAUUGUGCUUUUGGUUUGAUGUUCGUUUUUUUUUUAUUUUUUUUUUUUAGUUUCAUUCUAAGUUAUUGUUAAGAGUUUAUAAUGUUUUACAGUAACUCCAGGAUUAUUGGCACCCUUAAUGAGAAUUGUGCAAAAAAAAAUGAUGUAUAACAUGAAUAACACUUUCAAGAUUUUGAGCUCAGCAUUUCCUUAACUGUUUUUUUUUCCUGUGGAAAAAGGUUUCAGGAUGAUCCGUACAGACACACUGAUUGGUGAAGCCUCCCUGAGAAUAGAAUAAAAUAAAAAAAAAAAAGAACAGUAGAAUAAAACAGACUGUUAGUUUUGUGCGUUUGGAGUCGCCCUCUUCAGUUCAGACCUUUAGUUCAAUUUAGUUUUUCAGUUUGAUGAGAGAACACAAUUCAAAUUAUUGUUCCGGUGCUACAUUGAUGUGCAUGUGCUACAUUUUGUUCGUUGCUCUCAGGAAGGCGGUGGCUUAGUGGUUAGCACGUUCACCUCACGCGUCCAGGGUCUGGGGUUCGAUUCCCACCGUGGCCCUGUGUGUGCAGAGUUUGCAGAGUUUCCGUGCUCCUCUGGGUACUCCGGUUUCCUCCCCCAGUCCAAAGACGUGUGUCUAAAGUGUCCGUAGGGCAUGAAUCACGUAGGGCAUGAAUGCGUGUGUGAGUGUGUAUGUGAUUGUGUGAUGGAUUGGCACCCUGUCCAGGGUGUACCCCGCCUUGUGCCCCAUGCUCACUGGGAUAGACUCCAGGUUCCCUGUGACCCUGAAGGAAGGAUAAGCGGUAUAGAAGAUGGAUAGAUGGCUCUCAGGAAGGGCUUCUUUUGGUUCUAAACAUUUGAGUUGUUCUGGAGCUGAUUUUGAAAAUGGACAACCCACAAAUCGACUAAACUGUGCAGUUUUGAAACGGAUCUUUGGGUCGUGUUUGCCGUCCUCACUGUGGUGGCAGUGUGUUCAUGAAUCCCCUUCCUAUAAAAUUUUAAGCUGUUAGAGAUUUGAACUUUUUUAUGUUCCUGAUUGUGCUUAAUGGUAUUUUAAUUGUAUAUGUAUUUUUAUAUCACGCUGUGUUUAAAGAUUUUUGGUUGUCCCUAUUGUGCUGUAUGACAAAGGGGUUUUGAAAGAAAUCAAGCUGAAGUGAAUUCUCUUAGUGUUUGUGUGAGCUAAAUAUGAUUAAUCUUUGCAGAGUUUAUUGUAUGUAUUAAUUAUUUCUUAUUUCCCUGAAGGAUGCCAACAAUUCUGGAGUUUAUUAAUAUUUUACUGAUUUAUUUGUAGACUUUUUUGAAGUUAACAAAAAGUGAUGUAUAAUGGUGUAAAUCCUUAAAUUAUUUAUAGUAUAACCUUACAUACAAAAUAGCAUUUUUUGAUUGUUUUUUUUUGUUGCUGUUGUUUGUUUUGGGUUUUUUUUAAAUUAAAUCAACCAUGGCAGUAAGACACUACAGAAUUCUACCCA